Molecule: messenger RNA, 1020 nt
Organism: Mitosporidium daphniae
Lineage: Eukaryota; Fungi; Microsporidia
Product: biotin-acetyl-CoA-carboxylase ligase
Exons: 1
Coding region: 1-1020 (339 amino acids)
Biological process (GO): protein modification process
Cellular component (GO): cytoplasm
Molecular function (GO): biotin--[biotin carboxyl-carrier protein] ligase activity
Source: RefSeq, a predicted model, not a curated record
AUGGGUCACUUCAGCGAGGAGCUGUUCGCUAGCCUGCUCAAGAAAACACAGGAUGAUUUUGGCGCUUCGAUAGUAUCAUUUCAAACAAUAGAUUCAACCCAAAGAUUUCUUGAGCAGAAUAGCCAUCAAUAUCGAUCGGGGACAAUACUGGUUGCUGACCACCAAACAAACGGUCGAGGGCGCGGUUCCAAUUCUUGGGUGUCAAUCCCUGCUGCUCUGCAAUUUUCGUUUAUUUUAAAAUUACCAAAACAGUCCCAAAGCCAAAUCAGCCUUUUUCAAUAUUAUGCGUCUUUGGCGAUGGUGGAGGCGAUUAGCUCCUUUGCUUGUGCCAUCCGCCCUUUCUCGAUUUCCGAUCCCUUUUCUUGUAUAUACGACCCAUCUUCUAUUUGUUUCAAACAGAUUGGGAUCAAAUGGCCUAACGACAUUGUGUUCAUUGAUGGGGAUCAUUCUGUGAAGGUCGGUGGCGUUCUAGUAAGCUCCUCAUCUUUUGGAUCCGAAAUAACACUGAUCAUAGGGAUAGGAGUGAAUCUGUUUGCGUGUGAGGGGUUUAGACCUUCCUUUGGGUCUCUAUCUUUGUGUGGAGGUUUGGAUCUUUGCAGCCUCUCUAGAAAAUCCUUACUGGCAGAAUUUUGCUUUCAAUUUUCAAGCCUCACGCCACGGUUCCUUGCAGAUUUCAGCUCUUUUUCCUCUCAUUAUUCGUCAAGAUGGAUGCACUCGGGCAAAAUAUUGUCCUUGGAACAAGAUGGGUUUCUUGUCCAUACCACUGGUAUCGACUCCACCGGAAUGCUUACCGCUCGAAAAGUACUUCCCGUGUUGGGCCCAAUUAUUUUCAAAGCGUCCGCAUAUUUCUGUUCCAACAGACCAAUGUUUAGCUGGAUGCCCCGGUUGAUGAUAAACAAUAUUUUAUUGCCCAUUCUAUUGGGAUUCUCAAAACUAAUAUACACAAAAGAUAUUUUGUUGGAGCCCAGUUUGUAUUCGCUGGACAUUUCGAAAUUGAGGAUACAUCGCAAGGCUCUAUAG